Messenger RNA from Racocetra persica, 438 nucleotides. The record is from the annotation of a GenBank genome assembly. Lineage: Eukaryota; Fungi; Glomeromycota; Glomeromycetes; Diversisporales; Gigasporaceae.
UAUGUAUCGAUUCAAUUCUCACGAUCGUCGAUUGGACCGUUCUAUGGAAGUUGCUCUUAUGAUUAUGGAGUCAUUUAAAUCUUUUGAACAUAAAUUUCAAUACCAAAUUUUUGGACAUAGCGGAGAUUCACCUAAUGUUGAAUUCGUAAAAACAGGGAAAUAUCCGCGUACCGAAAAGGAGACAUUUAAAGUGAUGAAUAAAAUGCAUACACAUUCGCAGUUUUGUCUUAGUGGAGAUAAUACACUGGGUGCAGUUUUACAUGCUAUUAAAGAUAUUACAAAAGAAGCAGCAGAUGAUUAUUUUGUUAUUGUGCUUUCUGAUGCUAAUAUUCAACAAUAUAAAAUUAACCCAGAAGAUAUUGCAAAAGCAUUGAAAGAAGAUGAGAGGGUAAACUCCUUUAUAAUAUUUAUUGGAUCUUUACAAGAUCAAGCUGAAAA